Messenger RNA from Arvicanthis niloticus (Nile rat), 3208 nucleotides. It is a transcript of the gene Mapk7, whose product is annotated as mitogen-activated protein kinase 7. Gene Ontology annotation, biological process: protein phosphorylation. The record is from RefSeq and is a predicted model, not a curated record. Lineage: Eukaryota; Metazoa; Chordata; Mammalia; Rodentia; Muridae. Gene Ontology annotation, molecular function: ATP binding; MAP kinase activity.
UUGAUUGGAUAGAGUAAAAAGAAAGGGUGGGAACCUCCGCGAGGGCCGCUCAACGAUUGGCCAAGGGCUGGAGGAGCGUGGUCCUGUGGCGGCCCGGGGGGUGGUCGGCAUCGGCGCACGCGAGGCUUUGAUAGUGGCCGGGCUGCGGUCCUUGUUAAGUGAGCGAGCCCGGGGGAACACUCAUCACUGUGUUGGCAAGACCCAGGAACCCCCAAAUCCCCCAGGAGACGUGGCGGCGACGUGCCGGCCGGUCGGUGAGUGCGGUCCCGGGAGUCCCAGCGCCCCGCCCCUCCCUUUCUUCCGGGGCCGCGCCGCGCCCCCCUGGAUCCUGGGCCGUGGGGGUUCUCUGUGCCAGCGGUCCCCUCUCGCCUGCUGCGCAGGUCCUGCCUCCAAACCCACAGAGGGGGAACUGAGAGGCUCUCAGGACGAUCUUCUCACCAGAGCCUCAUAUAGACCAUGGCCGAACCGCUGAAAGAGGAGGACGGCGAAGAUGGCUCUGGGGAGCCCCCUGGGCGGGUGAAGGCAGAACCCGUCCACACCGCUGCCUCUGUCGUGGCCAAGAACCUGGCCCUGCUCAAAGCCCGCUCCUUCGACGUGACCUUUGACGUGGGGGACGAGUACGAGAUCAUCGAGACCAUAGGCAAUGGGGCCUAUGGGGUGGUGUCCUCGGCGCGCCGCCGCCUCACGGGUGAGCUGGCUUCCUGAGGCUCAGCAUGUGUGGACUGCUUUCCAGAGGCGGCCAGCAGGUGGCCAUCAAGAAGAUACCCAAUGCUUUUGAUGUGGUGACCAAUGCCAAACGGACCCUCAGGGAACUGAAGAUCCUCAAACACUUCAAACACGACAAUAUCAUCGCCAUCAAGGACAUCCUGAGGCCUACUGUGCCCUAUGGAGAAUUCAGAUCUGUCUACGUGGUACUGGACCUCAUGGAAAGCGACCUACACCAGAUCAUCCACUCGUCACAGCCGCUCACACUGGAACAUGUGAGAUACUUCCUGUACCAGCUGCUUCGGGGCCUCAAAUACAUGCACUCUGCUCAGGUCAUCCACCGUGACCUUAAACCCUCCAACCUUCUGGUCAAUGAGAACUGUGAGCUCAAGAUUGGUGACUUUGGAAUGGCCCGUGGCCUGUGUACUUCCCCUGCCGAGCAUCAGUACUUCAUGACUGAGUAUGUGGCUACUCGCUGGUACCGUGCCCCCGAACUCAUGCUCUCCCUGCACGAGUACACACAGGCUAUUGACCUCUGGUCUGUGGGCUGCAUCUUUGGUGAGAUGCUGGCUCGGCGCCAGCUCUUCCCGGGCAAAAACUAUGUGCACCAGUUACAGCUGAUCAUGAUGGUGUUGGGAACUCCAUCCCCAGCAGUGAUUCAGGCUGUGGGGGCUGAGAGGGUGAGAGCUUAUAUCCAGAGCCUGCCGCCAAGGCAGCCUGUGCCUUGGGAGACAGUGUACCCAGGUGCUGACCGCCAGGCCCUUUCGCUGCUGGGACGGAUGUUGCGAUUUGAACCCAGCGCCCGAAUCUCAGCUGCUGCCGCCCUUCGCCACCCCUUCCUGGCUAAGUACCAUGACCCUGAUGAUGAACCCGACUGCGCCCCACCUUUUGACUUUGCUUUUGACCGUGAAGCCCUUACCAGGGAGCGCAUUAAGGAGGCCAUUGUGGCUGAGAUUGAGGACUUCCAUGCACGACGGGAGGGUAUCCGCCAACAAAUCCGCUUCCAGCCUUCUCUGCAGCCUGUGGCUAGUGAGCCUGUGUGUCCAGAUGUUGAGAUGCCCAGUCCCUGGGCUCCAAGUGGAGACUGUGCCAUGGAGUCACCUCCUCCAGCACUACCUCCAUGCUCUGGCCCUGCACCUGACACUGUUGAUCUGACUCUGCAGCCUGCCCCGCCGGCCAGUGAGCUUGCUCCACCAAAAAGAGAGGGUGCCAUCUCCGACAAUACCAAAGCAGCCCUCAAAGCUGCCCUGCUCAAGUCCCUGAGGAGCCGGCUCAGAGAUGGGCCCAGUGCACCCUUGGAGGCGCCCGAACCUCGAAAGCCUGUGACAGCUCAGGAACGCCAGCGAGAGCGAGAAGAGAAGCGCAGGAGGCGACAGGAGAGAGCCAAGGAGCGGGAGAAGCGGCGACAAGAGCGGGAGCGCAAGGAGAGGGGGGCUGGUACCUCGGGGGGCCCCUCUACUGACCCUCUGGCUGGACUGGUACUCAGUGACAAUGACCGAAGCCUGCUAGAGCGGUGGACUCGCAUGGCUAGGCCUCCUGCCCCUGCCCCUGCCCCAGCACCGUCCUCUGCCCAACCCACUAGUCCUCCCACUGGCCCCGUAUCUCAGUCUACUGGUCCUCUACAGCAUGCAGGCUCUAUUUCUGGUCCUGCCUCUCAGCCUGUUUGCCCACCCCCUGGCCCUAUCCCCCAGCCUGCUGGCCCUAUCCCUGCCCCUCUCCAGACUGCCCCUUCCACUAGCCUCUUGGCCUCCCAGUCACUUGUGCCACCUAGUGGGUUGCCUGGUUCUGGUGCCCCAGAAGUUCUGCCUUACUUCCCAUCUGGCCCACCACCUCCAGAUCCUGGGCUCACCCCUCAGCCUUCUACAUCAGAGUCACCUGAUGUCAACCUGGUGACCCAGCAACUGUCCAAGUCUCAGGUGGAGGACCCCCUGCCUCCCGUGUUCUCAGGCACUCCGAAGGGCAGUGGGGCUGGCUACGGCGUUGGCUUUGACCUGGAGGAAUUCUUAAACCAGUCUUUUGAUAUGGGUGUGGCUGAUGGACCACAGGAUGGCCAGGCAGACUCAGCCUCACUCUCAGCCUCCCUCCUUGCUGACUGGCUUGAGGGCCACGGCAUGAACCCUGCUGACAUUGAGUCUCUGCAGCGUGAGAUCCAGAUGGACUCCCCAAUGCUGUUGUCUGACCUGCCUGACCUCCAAGAGCCCUGAAACCCACAGCGUGUGCCUUGCUGCCAGGACAGACCCAGCUUCAAGGUCCAGGGGUGCAAUCCAGAGGGCUGCAGCCUUGGGCCUGGCAGGUGAGGCUCAGCUUGAGUUCCUCUGCAGGUUCCUCUCAGACCCACCUUUCAGCCUUAAGCAGCCACCUGAGCCACCACCGAGCCAUAACCGGACUGGGAGACUCCUCCUCCCUCAGCAGUCUUCUCCAGUAUUGUAUUUUUUAUUAGUAUUGUAAUAUGCGUUUGUUUUGCCAUCAAAAUGAAGCCUGUGAAAUACAAGGCUUCCUUUAA